Molecule: messenger RNA, 954 nt
Organism: Penicillium diatomitis
Lineage: Eukaryota; Fungi; Ascomycota; Eurotiomycetes; Eurotiales; Aspergillaceae
Gene: flbD
Product: putative MYB family conidiophore development protein FlbD
Exons: 1
Coding region: 1-954 (317 amino acids)
Biological process (GO): mitotic cell cycle; positive regulation of transcription by RNA polymerase II
Cellular component (GO): nucleus
Molecular function (GO): RNA polymerase II cis-regulatory region sequence-specific DNA binding; DNA-binding transcription factor activity, RNA polymerase II-specific
Source: RefSeq, a predicted model, not a curated record
AUGGCUCCCUCUCACCGUCGAGGACCCUGGGUCCCCGAGGAAGAUCAGCUUCUCCUGCAACUGGUCCGCGAACAGGGCCCCAACAACUGGGUUCGCAUCUCACAGCACAUGCACUACCGCUCUCCCAAGCAAUGUCGGGAGCGCUUCCACCAGAAUCUGAAGCCGUCGCUGAACCGGGAGCCCAUCUCGGCCGAGGAAGGCCUCAUGAUCGAGCGAAUGGUCAACGAGAUGGGCAGGCGAUGGGCCGAAAUCGCCCGCCGUCUUGGUAACCGUAGUGACAACGCCGUCAAGAACUGGUGGAACGGAAGCAUGAAUCGCAAGCGCCGUGGCCUGUCCAGUCCUCCUGCUUCACGUACCUUCAACGGCCGCAUCGAGCAACCAUAUGCUCGCGCUUCCAUUGCGGGCUCGGCUCGACCUCGCUUCGCCACUCGGCCUUGGACAGAGUCCUCCCCCAUCACUUCUCCCGAUGGCCUCUCACAUACCCGCCGCGAGUCUUCCAUCUCAGUGAUCCGUCAACUCUCUCCGAUCUACACCCUCCCUUCCAUCAACCGUUCCAUUGAGACUCCCUUGACGUCUCCGGCCUUUUCAGAUGCCUCGCACACCGGCUCCGUGGAACCACCGUCUAUGGUAUCUGAUCACAACUCCGUGAGCUCUGCUUCCCCUCGCACACUGCCCUCGCCACAGAUCUCACCCAUGCGUGGAGACUCGACGGCUCAAUAUGACACCUACCGUCCCACGAGCGUCUCUGUGCGUGUGCUCGAAGAUACCCCCACUACUUAUCCGUCUCGAUCAACGGAUCACUUCCCCAUUGCCUCCAAAGGGUCCUGGUCAGACCAUGUCCCUACGUACCCUUCCUGGUACAAAACGACCGACUCUUUGCCUAAGCCUUGGGCGACGAGGCCGAUCGAGCCCCCACGCGACGAGCGUAUGGGUCUCAACAACCUCCUCAACUGA